This is a messenger RNA of Danio rerio (zebrafish), 2230 nucleotides long. NCBI's taxonomy places the organism in Eukaryota, Metazoa, Chordata, Actinopteri, Cypriniformes, Danionidae. The record is from RefSeq and is a predicted model, not a curated record.
AGCGCUUCCAAGGCGACCUGUAGUACCUCCCUCAGCUCCCUGUCACCUUGCAUGCUAAGUUUGGAGCAGGAACUUCCCAGGUCUACAAAAGAAGCUGCUAGACAACAGAGACGCCCAAAGAUUUACAAGGAAGAAUCACGAUAGAACAACCAAAUCAACUGAUGUUUCCACCCUUCGAAGAACUUUUUGCAUCAAUACACCCUAUAUGUGACACACACUAGUGUUAAUCAUAUUUUUAAGGGCAUACAAAACCAAAAAAACAGGUGUUUUUAGUGAACUAUAAAAAAAAGUUGACAGAUUUGACUUGGAGAGAUGCUGAUAGAGUAUUUUUGACUAUACCAGGACGGUCAUUAAGAGUCCUGCUCUGCUGUGAAUUCAAGGAACGAACCAAUGUUUUCUUCUAAGAAGGAGAACCUGCCCUCUCCCAUCCUGGAGGAUUCUUUCUUCCCUUUCUCUUCAUCUCACUCCGGCUCCAGCCACCGGAUCAUGGCUCCUACUAUGGGAGUGGAUGAUCUUCUGGCCUCACCCCAGGAUGACAGAAGCCCUACUUUGCUGGAAAAGGACCUGAUCUUGGCUGCGGAAGUGGGUCAAGCUUUGCUGGAGAAAAACGAGGAGUUGGCCUCUCAGAUAAUGCAGAUGGAGAGUGAGAUGGAGGCUAUGCAGCAGGAAAAACAUAUGGUGCAGCGCCGUCUAGAGGUGCGGGACCUCGAGGCAAGUCAGCGGGAAGCAGAACUCCAGGCUGACAUCUCAGCGUUGCGUGCGCAGUUAGAACAGAAGCACAUUCAGGGUCGUGACCGGCGGCGCGAGGAGAGCGAGCAGCUCAUUCAGCUGUCAAACCACAACCAAAAACUUGUGGAACAGCUGGCAGAGGCAGUGUCAUUAGAGCAUACUUUGCGCACUGAGCUUCGUACUUUGAGAGAAGAAAUGGAGGACACAAGUUUUAGCAAAUCCAUAAGCUCUGCUAGGCUGGACAGUCUGCAAGCAGAGAACCGAGUUUUGAAAGAGCGUUGCACUCAUAUGGAUGAACGACUGAAGUCAACUCAAGAAGACAAUGAGCGGCUGAGAUCGGAGAGGGAUGGAUUGAGAGAGAGGGCGAUUGAGCUUCAAACCAGCCUUAAAGAUAAAGAAACAGAGCUGGAACAGGAACACAGCACUGUGUUUCAGCUGCGUACGGUCAACCGGACCCUACAGCAAAGGGUUCAAGCCUUGGGAGAAGAGGCCAGUCUGGGGGAGGCCACCUGCUUCCCUUUGUCCCUUCAGAGUGAGAUCCAACAGUGCCAGGCCAAAGAAACCAUUUUGGCUCAUUCCUCUGUUCUGCGAGAAAAAGAAGAAGAGAUUCAGAGGCUACAAAAAGAGCUACAGUCCAGAGAAACUGAAUUAGAAGGGCUGAGGGAGGAGGUAAAGCUGUUUCGUAACAGUCCCGGCAAACCUACUUACAAAGCCUUGGAAGAGGAAAUGAUCUUGGCUCGGCAAGAGCGUGACGCUCUCAACCAGCAGCUUCUGAACACCAUCAGGCACAAGGUGGCACUGUCUCAAGAAGUUGAGUCUUGGCAGGAGGACAUGCGUUUGGUGAUCUGUCAACAGGUACAACUCCAACAGCAAGAGAAGGAAAAGGAAAACAACAAGGAACGGACAGGCUUUCAAAGAGGCACUCGCACCACCAAGUCACUGCGUCUCCGUGGGGAAGAAGGAAGGAAAGGGUUUUUCUCUGCUCUGUUUGGGGGCGACUGACAAAAAGCGAGGUUUCUUUAAUGGCAGUUGGCAUGUAAUCUUUAAAAUCACUCUGAUUUGUAAAUAGAAGGAAAUCAAAUGUAUGUACUUUAUAGCCAAAUUAUUGCAUAUUUAUAUUUUUCAAUAUUUAUUUGUAACUUUAAAAAAAGAACACACAAAAAUAAACUGAUAGCAUUUAUUAUUGUAUUUCUCAGUCUUUUACUGAAGGGGUUCAUCUUUUUUAACCAUAAUAAAAAAGGGCCCAACCAUCCAAUACAGCAACAUUAAGCAUUACAGUCUUUAUGUAAACAUAGCUUUCCCACUCUCAAGCCUUCAAUAGCUGUCAUAUAUGAAGACAGAAGUGUACCCCAAUAUGAUAAUAAUAUUACAGAUUUGAUUAUAUAAUGUAGCACCUUAUGAAACAUUCACAAAAAUCGCAAAAGCACAUUCAUAUGGAGGGAGACAACAUGAAAGUGAACCUGACAUAAUAAAACUUUAGUGAAUAAUUGUUGUCAUAUGA